Molecule: messenger RNA, 1194 nt
Organism: Recurvomyces mirabilis
Lineage: Eukaryota; Fungi; Ascomycota; Dothideomycetes; Mycosphaerellales; Teratosphaeriaceae
Exons: 2
Coding region: 1-1194 (397 amino acids)
Biological process (GO): fungal-type cell wall (1->3)-beta-D-glucan biosynthetic process; fungal-type cell wall organization
Cellular component (GO): plasma membrane
Molecular function (GO): 1,3-beta-glucanosyltransferase activity
Source: RefSeq, a predicted model, not a curated record
AUGUCGGAUCUCCAACACGCCAUACCUAUAGUGGUAAAAGGCAAUGCACUCUACCGCGGCUGCGAACGUUGGCUGGUGAAAGGCAUCUCUUAUCUUCCCUAUGCAUCAGAUCGAGAGCCGAAUGGCGACAAGGUACUACUUGAUGCUUUAGCCCACGACCGACUCCACGAGCUAGAAGCCGACGUAUUCACUCUGCAUGAUCUCGGACUAAAUACAAUUUCCGUGCGUCACCUGGAGCCCGACACAGAUCACACUGCCGCUCUGAAGCUACUGGAGAGGGAAGGAAUCUACGUUCUCGUCACUAUCUUCGAUGGCCUACAUAAGCGUCGGAACAGAUGGCCGACCGAGGACAAAACCACUCCCGAAGACUACGUGAGACAGCAUUACAACGCGGAGACCAUGAUAAGCAACUUAAGGCUUGUUGAAGAGCUUGCCGACCAUCCAAAUGUCCUCGGCUUUGUGGUUUCUGGCUCAAGCAUGAACACGGUCCGAAAUACAAAGGCUGCCGAAGUCCUACGUGCUUGUAUCAGGGACACGAAAGCCUUCCUCCAUGCUCGCGGUAAGCGAGCGGUCCCUAUCGGAGCGACCAUGAGCGACCUCGCCUCGUUACGCCUGCCUUUCUUGCAGUACUUCUCCUCAGGCUCACCACCUGAGUGCGCAGACUUCGCUGCCAUUGAUUGCUACAGUUGGGCUGGAAAGUCGUCGUUCCAGAUUUCGGGCUGGAAGAAUCUCGUCGCGAGUGUCUCGAAGGUUACACGGAUGCCACUCAUGUUGAGUGCCUUCGGGGCAAAUAUUACCCAACCUCGACUCUGGGACGAGCUGCUCUGCCUUUACAGCCCUGACAUGACUGGCGUCUUCAGUGGAGGCUUUGCGUAUACCUUCUUCGAAAGUGGUAAUGGACAUGGCAUUGUCAAGACUCAAGAGGACGGGUUCCGGAAGCCAGCGAGGGACUUUGAUCGGUUCAGAAAGCACUUCAAGAUCAUCAACUGCAGGGCCGCGAAGGAACUCUUCAGUCAGGCAUCUGAUGCCGAGGUACCAGCUCUCGAGCUGCAGAACCUCCCGAGCGACAGGUGGGCCGCGGGUCCAGAGCUUUCGCCAUUUCCUGGUGACUGGGAUCGGACCAUCGGGGAUGUGGUGCAUGCCAGAGCUCCUGAUUCCAGCGAUGCCAUUGUUCUGCCGUAUCGACCGCGGUGA